GAUACAUAACAAAAAUGGACACUUGCAAGUAUUUUUAAAGUUUUUAAACUUCUUGCAAUAUCAUGGGUUCGCUGAGACUGUCUUCGUGUACAAUUGUCCUUCUGGCUCUCCUGUGGAGUGUGGAUAUAACUCAUGCUCAAACAGCAGCACAUUUUCGGUCGUGGAUAGACAAUCCCCCGUUUAGUACAUACAAUCUGAAGAUUUUUCCACGGAAUUCACAAACAGAAAAAGUUGAAGUAGAUGUUCAGUUUUACCUGGUAGCCAUAACACAAUUAAAUGAACUGAACGGCUACCUCGAUCUCGUGGGGUAUACAGUGUUAACAUGGACCAAUGAACUCAUAAUGUGGAACAGCUCCAUCAACGCAAUGCAAGAGGUGAUAAUGGGGCAAAACAAUUUCUGGAGACCAUCCUUGGUCCUUGCCAACUCUGUAGAGUCCCUCACAGAAAUGGGCGACAAUUCCUACAACAUCCGGAUAAACAAAGAUGGCGUUUGUGAAUGGCAAAUUGGCGUUGUUUCCAAGUCGGCGUGUUCCGUGGACGUGUCCUAUUAUCCUUUCGAUAAACAAUCCUGCAAGAUUUCCUUUACGCCGUGGGGAUACACCGACACACAGGUUCGGCUUAAUACUACCAGCUCCGAGAUGGACACAGCUCUUUUCAUGCCUAACGUUGAAUGGACUCUGACCGGUACCUCCGUGGAGGCACUUUCUUCUGCAUCUGCCUCCUACCUCGACUUCACCAUCAAUCUAGCCAGGAAACCCGGCUAUUUCCUUGUCAACAUGAUUAUCCCAAUCCUUAUUCUCGGCAUGCUCAACGGUCUCGUGUUUCUACUUCCGGCUGACUCAGGUGAACGCGUCGGGUACGCCAUCACAGCAUUUCUCACAUUUGCUGUAUUUUUGACCAUGGUAUCUGACAACCUUCCGAAAUCGUCAGAGCCAAUGUCUCUACUAUGCUUCUUUCUGACGUUGAUGUUGAUCAUGAGCGCUUUAUCGACUGUGAUCACGAUUAUGACACUCCGAGUUUAUCACCAAGAUGACGACAGCCCGGUACCCAUGUGGCUCAAACACGUAGUGGCCUUCAUUACUUGUAGAAAGUGCAAGAAGUGGUGUGGACAAAAACUGGAGGCCAUCGAAGAACCAAAACCUGGCCAGGAGGUCGAGGAGGAAGAAUCGUCAUCAGAUGAGGACUCUGCCGAAGACGAGGACUCUGACGAAGAAGGAAAACGGAAGACAGAGGCGAAGAAACCCAAACCAAACAAUGCCGACAUCAAAGGUAUCUCGUGGAGGGUGGUCGGUGGUACACUGGACGGGUUUUUCUUCUCAUUGUUUGUUUUUGGUACUGUCGUUAUAUCGUGUGUAUUCCUGAUCCCCCUGGCCUUAGCGGCGACCUCCACGGAAACAGACGAGUAGCUCGACUUCCACGGAAACGGACGAGUUCGAUCUCUACGGAAACAGACGAGUAUAUGUUUUAUAUAUUUGGAGGUCAGAUGCGACAGUGUGUAGUAGGGAAAGAAUGGACACUUUCAAUCUAUCAAAGUGUGUCUCUUUUUAUUCGUUUAGGAACGAUUGCUAAAAUGACAAUGAACAGAAAGUGGGUUCUUAACAAAGGAUUAUUUCCUCGCGUAAAGGAAAUCAUGAUAAAGAUUACAGUUUUAGAAUGUGACAGAUGUUUUAUCAAUCAUAAAAUGUAAUGUGAAAUAUGGCCGAACUCAAUAAAUUGUUGUUGUUUAAAGGGAUUUAAUGGUUCGAUUUUCAUCAUAUGACCUAUAAGAAAUUGUACAGCUUUUAAAAGUAAUUAAGGAAUUUAAAACUUAUCACAAACGUAUAUGUUUUUCUUUUACUAUAUAAGCUGAUAAUAAAUUCAUUAC
Messenger RNA from Pecten maximus, 1864 nucleotides. RefSeq names its product neuronal acetylcholine receptor subunit alpha-7-like. Bases 63 to 1406 code for a protein of 447 amino acids. The transcript has 2 exons. The record is from RefSeq and is a predicted model, not a curated record. Gene Ontology annotation, molecular function: transmembrane signaling receptor activity; extracellular ligand-gated monoatomic ion channel activity; neurotransmitter receptor activity. NCBI's taxonomy places the organism in Eukaryota, Metazoa, Mollusca, Bivalvia, Pectinida, Pectinidae. Gene Ontology annotation, cellular component: neuron projection; membrane; synapse. Gene Ontology annotation, biological process: signal transduction; monoatomic ion transmembrane transport; chemical synaptic transmission.